UGAUUACUCAUCAUCUUUACUGUUUGUUGUCGACAAGAAACAAGACUGAAUCAAAAAUUUGGAUUGGUCGUGUGGCACGCAAUUCUCUUCAGAAGUUCAGCAGUCUACCGUAGUACGUCCAUCCAUGACGACCUUGCAGCGUUGAGCUUGGAUUUCCUUGCUGGCCCCUAAAGCAGCCAGCUCUGCUGCUCAGAUACAUGAAGAAGAAAAAAGCUCAGCUCAGGUGACCAGAUGUACUGUACUAUGUACAUGUAGUACGGUCAGGCAUGGUUUUGUAGCAGAUAAAUUCCCGAUUGUUAACCCUGUAGUGAGGAUCAACGCCAGUUACUAGUACGUGCUACCACUACUGCUGCUGUUAGUGCAGUAUUGGUCACUAACAGAUAGUAAACUGUUACAGUUACUUUCAUUGAAUUAGUUACCACAUGCUGUAGUAGUACUGGACAGGAAGGCAUAUAUUCACAAUGGAUGAAGCACUCAAAGACGUAGCUCAAGGCAAGUCGCUACGAAAAGCAGCUGCUGCCCACGGCGUGAAGAAAACUGCGUUGUUCAACCGUGUGCAUGGUGGGUCCUCGAUCAAGGGAAGGCGAAGAGUCUUACCGGCUGAUCUGGAAAAUCUUCUGGUCGAGCGCUGCAAACAAGUAGCAGAGGAGGGCGAUGCGAUAAAAUGGGACAAAGUCACCGAGCUGGCGAAGGACCUUCUCAAGUCGAAACAGGAUCGUACGGUGGCACUUGGCAGAGGAUGGUGGCGGGGAUUCAAGCGGCGCCGCUCGCACGAAUGGAGCUCGCCUGAUAGCGCCGGUGACGGUGCUACAGCGCCUUUGCCGACACUGCAAUGUUUGGCGUCUGACGGGUGCCAAGCCAAUUCGCUCGCUGGCGACAUUCUCUCAACUAGCCACGACGUGGAAAGGGCACACGGGAACAAUGCAGCCAGUAUGCAAGCAGCACCAGCUCCCAGUUGUACUCUCACUUCUGCCAGCAUGCAAUGGUUGGCUUUGCAAGCAGCAGCAGCAGCUCCCAGCUGUACCCUCACCACCGCCAGCAUGCAGUACUUGGCGUCUGCCGUAUGGCAAGCUGAGUCGCUCGCUAGCGACAUGCUCUCAACUGACCACGACGUGGAAAGGGCACAUGAGGACAAUGCAGCAAGUAUGCAAGCAGCACCAGCUCCCAGCUGUACCCUCACCACUGCCAGCAUGCAAUGCUUGGCGUCUGCCGUGUGCCAAGCCGAGUCGCUCGCUAGCGACAUGCUCUCAACUCACCACGACAUGGAAAGGGCACACGAGGACAAUACAGCCAGUAUGCAAGCAACACCAGCUCCCAGCUGUACCCUCACUACUGCCAACCUGCAAGGCUUGGCGUCUGCCGCGUGCCAAGCCGAGUCGCUCGCUAGCAACAUGCUCUCAACUCACCACGACGUGGGUAGGGCACACGAGGACAAUGCAGCCAGUAUGCAAGCAGCACCAGCUCCCAGCUGUACCCUCACUACUGCCAGCAUACCGCAACACCCACUUUGCCCUACCAGCGGCAUCCGCCUAUGUGUCUUUCCCGGAGAGACGUCCACAGCACCGGAGCAGUGUGUUGGCAGCCACCACUCAUCACAUGACGAAUGCCACUCGACACUCGGAGAAGAACUCGGCGGUGAAGUCAUCAGCUCAAAUUCCGAAACGGCAUCACACCCGACACCACCUCAGAGCAGUACAAUGGACGAAGCAGUCCAAGACGUAGCUCAAGGCAAGUCGCUACGAAAAGCAGCUGCUGCCCACGGCGUGAAGAAAACUACGUUGUUCGACCAUGUGCAUGGCGGGUCCUCGAUCAUGGGCAGGCGAAGAGUCUUACCGGCUGAUCUGGAAGAUCUUCUGGUCGAACGCUGCAAACAAAUGGCAGAGGAGGGCGAUGCGAUAAAACGGGACAAAGUCCUCGAGCUGGCGAAGGAGCUUCUCAAGUCGAAACAGGGUCGUACGGUGGCACUUGGCAAAGGAUGGUGGCGGGGAUUCAAGCGGCGCCGCUCGCACGAAUGGAGCUCGCCUGAUACCGCGGCCGACAGUGCUAAAGCGCCUUUGCCGACACUGCAAUGCUUGGCGUCUGCCGUGUGCCAAGCCAAGUCGCUCGCUAGCGACAUGCCCUCAACUAGCCACGACGUGGAAAGGGCACACGAGGACAAUGCAGCCAGUAUGCAAGCAGCACCAGCUCCCAGCUGUACCCUCACCACUGCCAGCAUGCAAUGCUUGGCGUCUGCCGUGUGCCAAGCCAAUUCGCUCGCUGGCGACAUGCUCUCAACUCACCACGACGUGGAAAGGGCACAGGAGAACAAUGCAGCCAGUAUGCAAGCAGCACCAGCUCCCAGCUGUACCCUCACUACUGCCAGCAUGCAGUGCUUGGCGUCUGCCGUGUGCCAAGCCAAGUCGCUCGCUAGCGACAUGCCCUCAACUCACCACGACGUGGAAAGGGCACACGAGGACAAUGCAGCCAGUAUACAAGCAGCACCAGCUCCCAGCUGUACCCUCACAACUGCCAGCAUACCGCAACACCCACUUUGCCCUACCAGCGGCAUCCGGAUAUGUGUCUUUCCCGGAGAAGCGUCCACAGCACCGGAGCAGUGUGUUGGCAGCCACCACUCAUCACAUGACGAAUGCCACUCGACACUCGGAGAAGAACUCGGUGGUGAAGUCCCCAGCUCGAAUUCUGACACGGCAUCACACCCGACACUACCUCAGAGAAGUGCAAUGGACGCAGCAAUCGCAGACAUUGCUAGAGGCAGGUCGCUACGGCAGUCAGCUGCUGCUCACGGCGUGAAGAAAACAACGCUGUUCUGCCGUUUGCGUGGGCAGUCAUCGAUCAAGGGGAGGCGAAGAACCUUACCGUCUGAUCUGGAAGAUCUUCUGGUCGAACGCUGCAAACAAGUUGCAGAGGAGGGCGUUGCGAUAAAACGGGUCAAAGUCCUAGAGCUGGCGAAGGAGCUCCUCAAGUCGAAACAGGGUCUGACGGUGACACUUGGCAAAGGAUGGUGGCGGGGAUUCAAGCGACGCUACUCGCACGAAUGGACCUCGCUUGCCGGCACAGACGACAGUGCUAAAGCGCCUUUGCCGACACUGCAGUGCUUGGCGUCCGCCGUGUGCCAAGCCAAAUCACUCGCUGGCGACUCGCUCUAUACUCACCGCGGCAUGGAAAGGGCACACGAGGACAAUGCAGCCAGUAUGCAAGCAGCACCAGCUCCCAGCUGUACCCUCGCCACUACCAGCAUACCGCAACACCCACUUUGCCCUACCAGCGGCAUCCGCGUAUGUGUCUUUCCCGGAGAAGCGUCCACAGCACCGGAGCAGUGUGUUGGCAGCCACCACUCAUCACAUGACGAAUGCCACUCGACACUCGGAGAAGAAAUCGGCGGUGAAGUCAUCAGCUCAAAUUCCGAAACGGCGUCACACCCGGCACCACCUCAGAGAAGUGCAAUGGACGCAGCAAUCGAAGACAUCGCUAGUGGCAGAUCGCUGCGACAGUCAGCUGCUGCUCACGGCGUGAAGCGAACGACCCUGUUCUGCCGUUUGCAUGGGCAGUCAUCGGUGCGCGGCAGGCCGGCGAAAUUAUCCGCUGGCCUCGAAAGCCUCCUGGCUGACUACUGCAAGUUUAUGGCGGGGAAUGGCUAUGGAGUGAUGAAAAAAAGUGUGCAAGAACUGGCAGAGGAACUUCUCAAGUCAGAGCGGGGUAGCCCAGUAUCGGUCGGCACGGGGUGGUGGCGCGGAUUCAAGCGGCGCCACCCGCACGUCAAGUCCACGCCGCCCGCGGUGAGCGGCGCUAGCUCCCAGUGCGGGGCGGUUGGCGUUUCCAGCGCGCCUGCCUUGGCACUGCAGUCGCUGGCGUUUGCCGCUAGCCAACCCCUGCCACUGACCAGCGGCAGCACCAGCACACUCUUGCCGGCCGUCCAAGGCAUGGAGAAUGCAAGUACAAACACUGCACCAAGACUGCAAGCAGCAGGGCCAGUGCUUAGUAGUGCGCGUGCUAGCGGCGGCCAACCGUGCGUCAUUUGCGGGGAGGCGGCUGUGGAAGAAGUACACCAAUGCGACACGUGCUGCUAUGCUUCGCAUCCCCAAUGCCGCUCGGCGCUUCGAGCUGACGUCACCUGUCCGAAUUGUGACGUGCUGUGUUGAUGGCCAUGGGAUGCGUCCCACCGCAAUCCGGUUGUGCGUGGGAAUGCAACUGUUGUGAUUGUGACUACAACGCUAAGCAUUGCCGUGACUGAGUCAAUCCCGUGAAUGGCUCGCAAACCAUGAAUUCACUCAUACCAUGUACCAUACCAUAGAGAGGGGGGGUAAUAAAAAGGAAAACGAAGUGAAAGACAAUGUACAGCACUAGGUACAACACUAUGUAGAAGGCAAGAAGUACCUCCUGUACUACUUUGAAGCAAUUCCACAAAACACAUCAGGCCAUCAGGCCACACCUUACAUAUCUCAGUCUGCUGCAUUAAUUAGUAUAUCGAGUGUUAUCCAAACCUUCUUUUAAACAGAAUCAUUAUCAUUAUCCUUUGUUCUCACGAUGCCAACUCGCACCAGUAAGAGAUACUAAUACCAGUCUUACUGUACCCUCAAAGCUGCACUGAUCGAGCGCUGUUGUUUACUUCCUUGUAUACAAUGCCUGGCACCCCAAUUAUAUCCCCUCGCUGUUCCUUUAAACUCACUGACUGCCUCUUUUUUUUUAUCUAGUCAAGAUUUACUUGCGCCUCUUGCUCGUCUUUUAUCAAAAAAACUGCAGUUCAAGUCGUAUGUUGGGGCAUGUGAUGCCUUCGAGUAUGUGUACUAAUUUAAUGAUUCCGGCAGUCAAAGUGACUGGUAUGUACGUGUUCACCAAUACAUGCCUCACAUAUGCUGAAAAGUACAUGUUGGAAUUUUCA
Sycon ciliatum is the source of this 4879-nucleotide messenger RNA. RefSeq lists its product as uncharacterized. The transcript has 8 exons. The record is from RefSeq and is a predicted model, not a curated record. The coding region runs from base 462 to 4139 and encodes 1225 amino acids. Gene Ontology annotation, molecular function: DNA binding. NCBI's taxonomy places the organism in Eukaryota, Metazoa, Porifera, Calcarea, Leucosolenida, Sycettidae.